This is a messenger RNA of Echinops telfairi (small Madagascar hedgehog), 867 nucleotides long. It is a transcript of the gene NKX2-6, whose product is annotated as NK2 homeobox 6. Gene Ontology annotation, molecular function: RNA polymerase II cis-regulatory region sequence-specific DNA binding; DNA-binding transcription factor activity, RNA polymerase II-specific. The transcript is spliced from 2 exons. Gene Ontology annotation, cellular component: nucleus. Bases 1 to 867 code for a protein of 288 amino acids. NCBI's taxonomy places the organism in Eukaryota, Metazoa, Chordata, Mammalia, Afrosoricida, Tenrecidae. The record is from RefSeq and is a predicted model, not a curated record. Gene Ontology annotation, biological process: cell differentiation; regulation of transcription by RNA polymerase II.
AUGCUGCUGAGCCCAGUCACCUCCACCCCCUUCUCAGUCAACGACAUCCUGAGGCUAGAGCGCGAGCAGAGUCACCCCAAGCUUUCCCCGCUCCCAGGGCUUAGCGGGAGCCCAGAAAACUCUCAGUACCUGCGCCUGGACCCAGAACAGCACGGAUGGGGGGUUCACAACACUCAGAACAGCCGCGACCCGAGGAGGCUGGAAGGUUCAGGGCCUCUGGGGGGUCCCUGUGAGAAGAUCAUGGAAAUGGACGCAGAGCGGGUGGAAGAGCCACAGCCAGGGCUGAGCGCAGCCUCGCCGGCGCGCGGCGGCAGCGGCGGCGGCGGCGGCGGCGGCGCGGAACCGCCCAGGGUGCGGCAGCGGCGGAAGCCGCGCGUGCUCUUCUCGCAGACGCAGGUGCUGGAGCUGGAGCGGCGCUUCAAGCAGCAGCGGUACCUGUCGGCGCCCGAGCGCGAGCACCUGGCCCGCGCGCUGCAGCUCACCUCCACGCAGGUCAAGAUCUGGUUCCAGAACCGGCGCUACAAGUGUAAACGGCAGCGCCAGGACAAGUCCCUGGAACUGGCGGGCCACCCGCUAGCGCCGCGGCGGGUGGCGGUGCCCGUGCUGGUGCGGGACGGCAAGCCCUGCCUGGGGCCCGGCGCACCCGCCUUCCCCGGCCCUUACGGCCCGGCUGCGGCGCCCUAUUCCAGCUACAGAGGCUACGCCGCCGGCCCCUACGGGGCGGGCUUCGGCGGCGGAUAUGCAGGCGGGUCCCCGGGCCCCGCGCCGCCCGGACCCCUGGCCCUGGGGGGCUUCGGCGGGGGCGGCCCUGGCGGGAGCCCGGAGCACCAUCUGUCCGCAGCGCUGCAGGGCGUCAGGGCCUGGUGA